Onychostoma macrolepis is the source of this 4451-nucleotide messenger RNA. Its product is annotated as RNA-binding E3 ubiquitin-protein ligase MEX3C. Gene Ontology annotation, molecular function: RNA binding. The transcript has 3 exons. The record is from RefSeq and is a predicted model, not a curated record. Lineage: Eukaryota; Metazoa; Chordata; Actinopteri; Cypriniformes; Cyprinidae. Bases 166 to 1740 code for a protein of 524 amino acids.
CCGCGCCGGUGUGUGGCGCUGCGGCGGAAGAUCGGCUGUUCACGAACCUGCGCAAGGAUCCCCGAAGAACCGUAAACAAAGAGAUCCAGCAGAACAGGGUCACGGAGCCACGGCUGCCGCUGCUAAAAACAUCAGCUUGAAAGCAGGACACGUUGUUGGUCGAGCAUGCCCAGUAACACGGCUCAACUCCUGGAGUCAGACGAUACUGAACCGGACCUCCCGGUACCGGUACAGAACCUGAGCGGGCUGAGCCUCCGGGAUGAAGAGAGUCCAUCGGAACUACACGAUACUUCUCAUCUGGGUGUCCUGGGUGCGGUGUUGGACCUCCAGCCCUUGUCCCAAACUGGAACAGAGGAGCAAAACACCACCAACACUAACAAUAACAACAUCAUCAGACAUGAUGCUGAUCUGGACCAGCUGAGGGCCCGGGCCCUCGCAGCCAUGGAGGCCCCGGGGACCGGUGGGCUCUUCCAGGACGGGCCGGGCGAGUCCCAGGGUUACCAGGUUCAGGGGAGCAUGAUGAUGGCGAUGAUGAUGAUGCAGGAGGGUGAGAGGUGUGCGCUCAAUACCAGGAGGAAGAGCGUUAACACAACCGAGUGUGUGAUGGUGCCCACAUCUGAGCAUGUGGCGGAAAUAGUUGGUCGGCAGGGUUGCAAAAUCAAAGCUCUGAGAGCAAAGACCAACACUUACAUCAAAACCCCCGUGAGAGGAGAGGAACCAGUGUUUGUAGUGACCGGCCGGAAGGAGGACGUCAUCAUGGCCAAGCGUGAGAUUCUGUCCGCGGCCGAGCAUUUUUCCCUCAUCCGGGCAUCUCGGAACAAAGUGGCACCGACAAACAGCAUUCCUUGCCAUCCCGGACAGACCACCAUCCAGGUUCGGGUGCCGUAUCGAAUGGUCGGGCUCGUGGUGGGGCCAAAAGGAACGACUAUCAAGAGGAUCCAGCAGCAAACCCACACUUACAUCGUCACGCCAAGCCGCGACAAAGAACCAGUGUUUGAGGUGACCGGGAUGCCCGAGAAUGUGGAUCGAGCUCGGGAGGAGAUCGAGGCUCAUAUUGCGAUGCGCACCGCGGGAAGCGUGGACACCACUGUGGACGAUGACGAUUUCCACUACAACGGCACCGAUGUUGGUUUCGAGUCGGGCAGCAACGGAUCAUGGCUCUUCUCCGGCGGCGUUUCAAAGUUCCACAGCAACGCCGCAGGCUAUCGCAACGACAGCUCCAGCUCGCUCGGAAGCAACUCUAGCGAGUCCUACUACAGCGGGAAAGGCAGCGCAGUGGCGGAUCUCAGUCCCGGCAGCAGCGGAGGCACAUUCUGGUUCGGUGAUUCCCAGUUGCCUUUGGGAUCCGAAGAUCCUGCGGGAUACGACGGGCUAACGAUGACGGCGCCGUCUGCCAAUCCGACAUUGUGGAGCGCUCUUGAGCGGGGAGGCGCGAGUUUGCCCACUACGCCGAGGCUUUCUCCGUCCAUUCUGGCCCGUCUGUCUCCGUCUCUUCCGGAGGAUCAUCCGCUGGUUCGGUUAGUGCAGGAGAAUUCCCAGAGCCUCCCGGCCUUUGGUUCCGCGUUUUCCCCAUCUAGCGACAGCACAGGCUCCAGCUCUCCACCGGACGUGCGCACUUACCCCAAACACAGCCAGGUUCCUGCGUGCGUACGCUGCGGAGACAACGUGGCGGCGCUUGUCCUGGGCGGGCAAAACCUCGUUUGUUUGGAGUGUUCCAACUCCAUCCUCCAAAACGCAUAGAGAGAGGGGAAAAAAUGGGAUGGGGAGGAGUAAACUGGGUUAUUUUUACAUUGAAAUACUUCCUUAUUAAGUUGAAAUAACUGGGAAAUGCAGGUUUUUGAUUAAUAACCACAGUUGAGUUCAUCUCAAAGAUUUGCGUUUAGCUGCCGCGAGCAGUGCUGGGGUUUAGCAGUGCUAAAUUGCCAUCACUUGUGUUUUUUUGUUGUUUUGUUUUCAAAGUAUCGACUUGUUUGUUUACAUUUUCAUGUGCCUGAUUCCAUGACGGUGGUGGUGUGGAUUGGCGAUGUUGCUGCGAAAGCAUCUGUGGCCUUUAGUUUCUGUUUCACAACACUAGAGUCGAGCAGUACGCGAUCAUAAAGAGCCGUCCUGAACUCCACCUAAGGACCACUUUGAGCAUCUCCGUACGCAAUACAAAAUUGAAGGGCAUUGCAUGUCGUUGUGAAAGGAAUAGUUCACCCUAAAAUUAAAAUUUGCUGAAAAUGUGCUCGCCCUCAGGCCAUCUAAGAUGGAUGAGUUUGUUUCUUCAUCAGAACAGAUUUGGAGAAGUUUAACAUUACAUCACUUGCUCUCCAAUGGAGAAAGCAAUAUUAUGGAUAGCGGACCCUUAUUUUAGACUGUUUGAUGAUGGAUUUGUUUCUUACAAACAUGCAGCUCUUCACUUCACCAGAUGUUAACUGAUGGACUGAAGUGGUGUGGAUUAUUGUGAUGUUUUUAUCAGCUGUUUGGACUCUUAUUCUGACGGCACCCAUUCACUGCAGAGCAUCCAAUGCUGAGCAAGUGAUGUAAUGCUACAUUUCUCAGAAUCUGUUCUGAUUAAGAAACAAAUUCAUCUACAUCUUGGAUGGUCUGAAGGACAACAUUUUCUGAAAUGUUCAAUUUCAGGUAAAGUAUUUCUUUAAACGUGAGCAAAAUGAAUUUGCGUGAAUGAAUUGCUCAUGAAUCAGUUCGUGCAUAAAUUGUUUUGUUAAACUGUCAAAUUACAUGCAGGUAGUUUUUAGAUAAAUUUAAACAUUGCUUGUGUUUCAAACCAAUUUCACAUUCUAUUAAAUAUUUCCAUCCACAUAUUUGUAUGCAAAAUUUGGGAUAUCGUAUUUAAAAAGCUGGAUGGAAGUAGUGCUGUCAAAUGAUUAAUCACAUCCAAAAUAAAAGUUUUUGUUUACAUAAUAUAUGUAUGUGUACUCUGUGUGUGUGUGUAUAUAUAUAUACACACACACACACACAUACAGUAUAUAUUUUGAAAAUCUUUAUAUGUAUAAAUUUAUAUUCAUAUAAUUUAUAUUAUAUAAAUAUAUUUAAUAUACAAACAUAUUUUUCUGAAAUAUAUACAUGCGUGUGUGUGUGUGUGUAUAAAUACACACAGUACACACACACACACAUAUAUAUAUAUAUUAUGUAAACAAAUUUUUUUAUUUUGGAUGUGAUUAAUCGUGAUUAAUCAUUUGAAAGCACUAGAUGGAAGUGCCAAGAUGUGCACUAAAAUUUAAAAAAAUAAUGCACAUAGAAAAUGUUUGUGCUCGAUUGAGGUGUCUAGUUUUUUUGGGUUGGGAAUAGAAUGUGCACAAAUUAUGAUGGAAAAAAUUUACCAAAUAAACUCCUGGAUGUGCAAUAAAGAAAGUCAGCACACAAUUGCUUUCCUAAACAUUGGGCUUCCCCAAAAGCACCAACUUUUAUUACUCAUUUUUCCAGGAGUGAAGAAUUUAUUCUCUUGAACGCAUGGUGUUUUAUUCUCAAAAGUUUUCUGCGAUAUUCCACUGUUACACAAGAGUAAGAUUCACAACUUUUGAUGGAAACAAUAACUAGAGUGAACUGUUUCACGCACGAGGCCCUUUUUCGUAGUUUUACAGUACGUGUUUGUAAAGACUCCUCUCUUUGCCUUAAAUGAAUGGGUCCUGCCAGGACAUCGCACGGUGUCGUGCCGAGAGGAACGGGUCGUUUAGGACCUGAGAGGAGUGAUUUUGUCAAAGAUAAUGUGGUAUAAACUUCUCAAAGUGUAGGUUGACACGGCUACUUGCGCCUGUUUACUUUGCGCAAACACCACUAAACUCAGAGAAACUAAGGCAUCAGAGAUCCAUAACCUCUCAAGAUUCACCUUGAAAGUUUUUUAUUUUGUUUUAUUUUUUUUACAAUUUUGUAGUAUUUCAGUAGUUUAUAUUUCAUAUUCAAAUACAUAUAUAUAUAUAUAUAUAUAUAAGUUUUAAGAUAUAUAUUAAGACUAUCUGGCGAGCAGUCGGCUGCCGUAAGUAUUAGCUUGUAGAGUAUUGAUGUUAGGUACUAUAGAGCAGGAAAGAGCACACCUGCAUGUUUUAUUAUCUAACGAUUCCUAAACUGCAACAAAAAAGCCAAGGAUCCAAUAUAAAUAUAUAUAUACGCUGCAUUAGGUUUGCAUACUACCACGUUAUGAACAAAAUAAAAGUCCUAAGUUAAACAUGACUAGGAAUUUUAUGUUUAUCAGAGGGAUUUUUUACCAUCACACUGCAACAAUGUUUCUGUAUUUGAUAAUUUUACUGUUCUUUUAAUAUGUAUAUACAUUUAUGCAGGGACAUGAAGGCAUAUAAGUUGUAUUCUUAAAGUUUAAAAUAUAUUUUAUGAUAAAUGGCCUUACUGUCCUGUGGCCAAAGCACUGAUAUUAUAUAUUUGCUGUAAAAAAGAAUCAAGAUUUUUAUUUUUCUGAUAUUAAAAGUUCCUUAAUAAAUUGUUUCAUUUAAAACCUA